Molecule: messenger RNA, 3016 nt
Organism: Calliphora vicina (urban bluebottle blowfly)
Lineage: Eukaryota; Metazoa; Arthropoda; Insecta; Diptera; Calliphoridae
Gene: Pfk
Product: ATP-dependent 6-phosphofructokinase
Exons: 8
Coding region: 384-2732 (782 amino acids)
Biological process (GO): canonical glycolysis; fructose 6-phosphate metabolic process; fructose 1,6-bisphosphate metabolic process
Cellular component (GO): 6-phosphofructokinase complex; cytoplasm
Molecular function (GO): AMP binding; monosaccharide binding; 6-phosphofructokinase activity
Source: RefSeq, a predicted model, not a curated record
GCCAAACUCUAGUGUCACCUUGGCGGAACGCACUCAUACACAUAUACAAAUUUCUACUCUUCAUUCGUUUAACUCAAUUGGGAAGCCAGUUAAUAAUAAAGUUUUAAACAAAAAUUACUUCAUAAAAUUCACAGAUAAAUCAAUCAUUAUUCCAGUGUAAAAGGUUGAUACAAAAGUGCAAGUUAACAACAAAUUUUGUUGAAAUAAAAGGAAAAGUGUCGAAAAAUAUCGCAGACAUUUCAACGGUCUAUUUGGUAUACAGAAAUUAAGUGCUUGUAUGUGUUAAAAAGAAAUACCUAAAAACCGUUUUUCUAAUUUCAUUUAAAAAGUUGAAAAUAUCCAAGUUUUACUUAUUCUCGAAAAUCUGAAAGAAUUUAUAAAAAAUGACGUCCACUAAAGUUAAACAACGAUUUAUUGAACGUGGCUCCCACAAGGGAAAGGGCUUGGCCGUCUUCACCAGUGGUGGUGACUCCCAAGGUAUGAAUGCUGCUGUAAGAGCUUGUGUCCGGAUGGCCAUUUAUUUGGGUUGCAAGGCGUACUUUAUUCGUGAAGGCUACCAAGGAAUGGUAGAUGGCGGCGAUAAUAUCGUUGAAGCUAAUUGGUCUUCUGUGUCAUCCAUUAUUCAUCGUGGUGGUACCGUUAUUGGUUCAGCAAGAUGUACUGAUUUUCGUCAACGCGCUGGUCGUCUAAAGGCUGCCCACAAUCUUAUACAAAAAGGCAUUUCUAACUUGGUUGUAAUUGGUGGUGACGGUUCGUUGACUGGUGCAAAUUUAUUCCGCCAAGAGUGGUCAUCAUUGUUGGAUGAAUUGUUAAAGGAUGGAAAAAUUACUGAUGAACAAAGAAAAAAACAUGAUGUUUUGCACAUCGUGGGAAUGGUUGGCUCCAUUGAUAACGAUUUCUGUGGUACUGAUAUGACAAUUGGUACUGAUUCAGCUUUACAUCGAAUUAUAGAAGCUAUUGAUGCUAUUGUUAGUACAGCUUAUUCUCAUCAGCGUACAUUUAUUAUGGAAGUUAUGGGCAGACAUUGUGGUUAUUUAGCCCUUCAAGCCGGUAUGUCAUCCGGAUCUGACGCUAUAUUUAUACCCGAAGAUCCGGCUCCACAGGAUUGGAGUGAUAUUUUAUGUGAAAAGUUAUUACAGGAACGUAGUGCUGGCCAGCGUUUGAAUAUUAUUAUUGUAGCUGAAGGUGCUAUUGAUCGCGAUGGCAAUGCAAUUUCGGCUGAAGAUAUUAAAAAGGUAGUUGUAGAUAAGCUACAACAAGAUACUCGUAUUACUGUCUUGGGCCAUGUUCAACGUGGUGGUAACCCAAGUGCUUUUGAUCGUGUUUUGGGUUGUCGUAUGGGAGCUGAAGCUACAUUGGCUUUGAUGGAAGCUACAAAUGAAACUGUCCCCGUUGUAGUUUCACUGGAUGGUAAUCAAGCCGUCCGUGUUCCUUUGAUGGAGUGUGUUGAACGCACUCAAGCUGUUGCUAAAGCCAUGUCUGAGAAAAAUUGGGAAUUGGCUGUUAAAUUGCGUGGUCGUUCAUUUGAACGCAAUUUGGAAACCUACAAGAUGUUGACUCGCUUGAAACCACCUAAACAUGAGGGACAGGGAUAUCGUUUGGCCGUUAUGCAUAUUGGUGCACCGGCUUGCGGUAUGAAUGCUGCGGUACGUAGUUUUGUGCGUAAUUGCAUUUAUCGUGGUGAUGUCGUGUACGGCAUUCAUGAUGGCAUUGAAGGUCUAAUUGCUGGCAAUAUUAAAGAGAUGGGCUGGUCUGAUGUUACUGGUUGGGUAGGCCAAGGUGGUGCUUUCUUAGGUACUAAGCGUACACUGCCCGAGUGUAAAUUCAACGAAAUUGCUGGACGUCUCAAGGAAUUUAAAAUUCAAGGUCUUCUGAUUAUCGGUGGCUUUGAAGCUUACCAUGCUUGCGGUCAAAUUGCCGACCAACGCAAUAAUUAUCCUGAAUUUUGUAUACCAUUGGCUGUUAUACCAUCUACUAUUUCCAACAAUGUUCCUGGUACAGAAUUUUCGCUGGGUGCCGAUACCGGCCUUAAUGAAAUCACUGAGAUUUGCGAUCGCAUCCGUCAAUCGGCCCAAGGUACUAAGAGACGUGUUUUCGUCAUCGAAACUAUGGGUGGCUAUUGUGGGUACUUAGCCACGCUGGCCGGUUUGGCUGGUGGAGCAGAUGCCGCUUACAUAUUCGAAGAGAAGUUUUCAAUUAAAGAUUUACAACAAGACGUCUACCAUAUGGCUUCUAAAAUGGCUGAAGGUGUACAGCGUGGUUUGAUUUUACGCAAUGAAAAAGCUUCUGAUAACUAUAAUACUGAUUUUAUUUAUCGUUUGUACUCGGAGGAAGGCAAGGGCUUAUUCUCUUGCCGUAUGAAUAUUUUGGGCCAUAUGCAACAGGGCGGUUCUCCAACACCAUUUGAUCGUAAUAUGGGUACAAAAAUGGCUGCUAAAUGUGUGGAUUGGUUUUCGGAACAAUUCAAAAAUAACAAGCAAGCUGACGGUACCAUUAAAUGCACUGACAAGGAAUCUGCUGUUCUGUUGGGCAUUGUAAGGCGUCAGUACAGAUUCACUCCAUUGGCUGAUUUGAUUUCUGAAACCAAUUUCGAGCAACGUAUUCCUAAAAGCCAGUGGUGGUUAAAAUUACGUCCUUUGCUAAGAAUAUUGGCUAAGCACGAUUCGGCCUAUGAGGAGGAAGGUUUGUACAUUACCGUUGAAGAAGAAUGCUCCACCGAUGCUGUGGCUUAAGUGUAAAACUAUACAUUUUUAACAGCAGAGUCACUUUCAUUUAUAAGAUGAUUUUUAGCUAGCCAACCAGUGUUAAGUUCAAUAGAACUAAACUAAAUUGAAUAUUGCACAAAAUCAGAGCUUGAUAUUAAAAGCUAUAUUAUGUUAGUAAAAGCUAUUUAAUUUAUAGAUUUUUAUUUUACUUUUCGCACUACUUACUAUUCAUCAUUUCAUAUUCAUGAUAAUUUAUAAUUUUUUUGUUCACUUUUUAUUUAUGACUCUAUUAAACGAUUUUAUCAUCAAAA